Molecule: messenger RNA, 966 nt
Organism: Ichthyophthirius multifiliis
Lineage: Eukaryota; Ciliophora; Oligohymenophorea; Hymenostomatida
Product: protein phosphatase, putative
Exons: 5
Biological process (GO): peptidyl-serine dephosphorylation; double-strand break repair via homologous recombination
Cellular component (GO): nucleus; cytoplasm
Molecular function (GO): protein serine/threonine phosphatase activity
Source: RefSeq, a predicted model, not a curated record
AUGGCAAAUGUAACUGAUUUAGAUUAAAUAAUAGAAACAUUGAAAAAAUGUGAGUAUAUAAAAGAAAGUGAAGUAAAAAUUUUAUGCAAUAAAGCGAGAGAAAUAUUAGUCGAAGAAAGUAAUGUACAAAGAGUAGAUGCACCUGUUACAAUAUGUGGAGAUAUUCAUGGUUAAUUUUAUGAUCUAAUAGAACUUUUUACAGUUGGAGGAGAAUGUCCAGAUACAAAUUAUUUAUUUUUGGGGGAUUUUGUAGAUAGAGGUUAUCAUUCAGUAGAAACAUUUUUAUUAUUACUAGCAUUAAAAGUACUUUAUUUAAUAUAUCAAUAAAAAAUAAAAAAUAAAAAGGUUAGAUAUCCAGAUAGAAUGACAUUAGUCCGUGGAAAUCAUGAAAGUAGAUAAAUAACUUAAGUUUAUGGUUUUUAUGAUGAAUGUCUUAGAAAAUUUGGUUCUUUAAAUGUUUGGAGAUAUUGUACUGAAAUUUUUGAUUAUUUAUCUCUUUCAGCAAUUAUAGAAGAUAAAUUUUAUAGUGUCCAUGGAGGACUUUCACCUUUAAUAAAAACUUUGGAUGAUAUUAUAGUUAUUGAUAGAAAAUAAGAAGUACCUCAUGAUGGAGCUAUGUGUGAUUUAAUGUGGAGCGAUCCAGAUGAAAUCGAAGGUUGGGCUGUAAGUCCUAGAGGCGCUGGAUAUUUAUUUGGGUAAGAUGUUGUUGAAGAAUUUAAUAGACAUAAUAAUGUGGAAUUAAUUACUAGGUCACAUUAGUUGAUUAUGGAUGGAUUCAAAAAUAUGUUUAAUGAUUAACUUUCUACUGUAUGGUCUGCUCCUAACUAUUGUUAUAGAUGUGGAAAUAUUGCAGCUAUAUUAGAAUUAGAUGAAAAUCUAUAGAAGACAUUUAAAACUUUCGAAGCAGCUGAAUAGGAUAACAAAGGUAUAAUUGCAAAAAAAAAUAUACCUGAAUAUUUUCUAUGA